This is a messenger RNA of Macrosteles quadrilineatus (aster leafhopper), 966 nucleotides long. RefSeq names its product doublesex- and mab-3-related transcription factor dmd-4-like. Gene Ontology annotation, biological process: regulation of transcription by RNA polymerase II; sex differentiation. The transcript has 5 exons. Gene Ontology annotation, cellular component: nucleus. The record is from RefSeq and is a predicted model, not a curated record. Gene Ontology annotation, molecular function: DNA-binding transcription factor activity, RNA polymerase II-specific; protein binding; RNA polymerase II cis-regulatory region sequence-specific DNA binding. The coding region runs from base 1 to 966 and encodes 321 amino acids. Lineage: Eukaryota; Metazoa; Arthropoda; Insecta; Hemiptera; Cicadellidae.
AUGUCGGAGAUGGAGAAGGGAGCGCGGAGACCCAAGUGCGCAAGAUGUCGCAACCACGGCAUGAUCAGCUGGUUGCGCGGCCACAAGCGCCACUGCAGGUUCAAGAACUGCUUCUGCGCAAAGUGUAGCCUCAUAGCCGAGCGCCAGAGAGUCAUGGCUGCACAGGUGGCACUCAAGAGACAACAGGCUGCCGAGGACUCCAUCGCUCUUGGCCUCACAGCCGUCAUGACAGGCAAGAAGUUCGGCUUCCUCCCUCCCGGACCUAUCUUCGGCAUGUCUGUCCCUGACCCAAUAGAGAUUUCCGACACAAGUUCAGUCAAGUCCGGUGGGUCGGAGCCCUCGGUGGAGACUACAGCGCCCCUAGCGCCCUCUCCCUCGGCGCCCCCGGAGCCCUCGCGCCCUCUGCACCAUCCCUCCCAGUUCUCGCAGUCCUCUCUGGAGCUGCUGGUGCGUCUGUUCCCCGCCAAGAAGAGGUCCGUGUUGGAGCUAGUGCUGCGCCGCUGUGGUCAUGAUCUUCUGCAGGCAAUAGAACAAUGCGCGCCUGCCUACGACGCUACCAGACUGGACAGAGGGAGUGAGACCGAAGACUCAGGCGCGGAGGUGGAGACCGACGGAGGAGAGCCCUCUGACCGCAGGGCGCCAGGCGCCACCGGGGCUCCUCACGGGGGUGCCACGACGUCACACUCCGCGUUCAAACCCUUCGUCUCAGGACCCACGAGCCCGGAGCCCCUGGACUGUCGUACCCUCAGCUGUGCUCGAGGACUGCUGUUUGCUCCUCGACCUCCUCUCGACUUCUUCCACAGCAGCCUCAUCGCCGCACCACCUUCCUCCUUCAGUACCUCCGUGCUCCCCUGCCCAUUGUACCAGACUGUACCUCAUAGCUCCAUGCAGAGUCUACUGUUCCAACACCCGACUGUACCAACAGCCCCGUGCUCGUGUGCCCAAUGUAACCCUUCCUCCGCCUAG